CCUCACAAGUUCACCCACACACCAUGGCUCUUAUGUUUGUGUGCGUUUUGGUGUUUACCAUUAGUGUCUGUAAAGCUCAACCUGCUGCACCAGCUAUUUACGUAUUUGGUGACUCGUUUAUGGACGUCGGAAACAAUAAUUACCUACCACUUUCAACUGCCAAGGCUAAUUUCCCCCACAAUGGCAUUGAUUUUCCCAACAGCAAACCCACCGGAAGAUUCUCUAAUGGGAAGAAUAUUCCUGACUUUCUUGUGGAGGAGAUUGGAUUACCAGUACCGCCACCGUAUUUAUCAUUGAAUGGUAGUGCAACACCACCCAUCACCGGAGUCAGCUUUGCAUCUGGAGGAGGCGGCAUACUUAACGAAUCCGGUCGAAUAAUGGCUGUACAGGCACUUUCUUUAGGACAACAAGUGGACUACUUCACCAUGGUCCGCGACAGACUGGUCCGUCAGCUAGGACCAUCUGGUGCACAGGCUCACCUAUCCAAAUCCUUAUUCCCAAUCGUUAUUGGAACCAACGAUUUGUUUGCAUAUUUUACGGUCGGUUCGCUUGUUGCUAAACUGUAUACCCCACAACAAUAUGUUGAUCGUAUGUUGUCCACCUUCAAAGGGUUAUUUAAGACGUUGUAUGGACUGGGUGCGCGGAAAUUGGUGGUGACUGGAGUUCCGGCAAUUGGUUGUUGCCCGAUUCAAAGAAGGACAAACCGAACUGGUGAAUGCAACAUCAAAUUAAAUAAUAUGACGAUCAAGUAUAAUGAUGGUCUAAAGAUGAUGCUACAAGGAUUGAAGUCUGAAUUACCGGGAAUGAAUUCUGCUUACUUUGAUUAUUAUGGUGCUUGGGUCAGCCUCUUCCAAAAUGAGACUUAUGGGUUUACAGAGAUAAAAGAAGCUUGUUGUGGGCUCGGAAACCUAAAUGCUGAUGUGCUAUGCAUCCCAAUAGCGCGCUUUUGUCCGAACAGGAAAAACUAUUUUUUUUGGGAUCGUGUCCAUACAACAGAAGCAGCUGCAAGCUUCUUUUCAGAAAUGUUAUACAGUGGAUCACAACAAUUUAUGGUUCCCAUGAAUGUGGAGCAACUUCUUGCAGGUUAAAUCAAGAUCUAGACAACAAAUAAUAAUUAAUAACGAUAUGGCAAAAAAAUAAAAGCUUGUAACAUAAUGAAUGAUUCUGUAAGAACGUGGCAAGCAAAAGCCAUCUUAUAAAUUAAGUUGCAUCGUUUAUUUUUAUUUUUUUAUCCUUUUAUCAGCAAAUUAC
Molecule: messenger RNA, 1251 nt
Organism: Helianthus annuus (common sunflower)
Lineage: Eukaryota; Viridiplantae; Streptophyta; Magnoliopsida; Asterales; Asteraceae
Product: GDSL esterase/lipase At5g55050
Exons: 5
Coding region: 24-1088 (354 amino acids)
Molecular function (GO): hydrolase activity, acting on ester bonds
Source: RefSeq, a predicted model, not a curated record